This is a messenger RNA of Aspergillus alliaceus, 1151 nucleotides long. RefSeq names its product GNAT family N-acetyltransferase. The record is from RefSeq and is a predicted model, not a curated record. NCBI's taxonomy places the organism in Eukaryota, Fungi, Ascomycota, Eurotiomycetes, Eurotiales, Aspergillaceae. Bases 68 to 802 code for a protein of 244 amino acids. The transcript is spliced from 2 exons. Gene Ontology annotation, molecular function: acyltransferase activity, transferring groups other than amino-acyl groups.
GUAUCAGCAGUGAGAAAGCACACCAAGAAUACAUCUUUCCAAGGCCGUAUUUCUCUUACUAUUAUCAAUGCCAUCAACACUCACCCUCCAUCGAGUGAGAACCCUUGAAGAACUGGAACCGCUAUAUCAUAUCGGAGCCGAUGCUUGGCGUGACGAUCCCUGCUUCAAUUGGUUUUACCCCGGUGGUCGCGAACACCAUGACGAUCUGCUGGUCCUAUGGAGACACCUUCUGCGGAGGGAAUUCCUUGAUCCGGGAAAGUUUAUUCUAGCGGCUAUGAUACGGGAUCCCCAGGAUGAAGACGAAGAGGAGGAUAAGCCACAGCCGGGUAAAGUAGUUGGGUUUGCAGUUUGGGAGCGGAAGGGAAGUAACGAUGCCGCUAGAAGCUGGCAGGGAACUAGUUUUUCGAAAAGGCUGAAGCGCUUCAUCCUCAACUUCAAGAUCGCGUAUACAUUUCGUCUGGCCACCCCGAAACGGUCCCUUUCUUGGUCAAGGCUAAGACAGUUUGAGACGGAACAAAAGGCAGCAAAGGCUAGCCAACCUGCCAAUGCAUGGUAUCUGUCCCUAUUGGGUGUUACCCCCAAGGCUCAAGGGAGGGGGGUUGGGAAGAAAUUACUUCAGUGGGGAAUUGAUCGGUCAGAGGAAGAAGGGGUCCCGUCUUCUUUAGAAGCAACCAAGGCAGGGCUUCGUCUUUAUGAAAGUAUGGGUUUCGAGCGAAUCGGAUGGGUUUUUUUUGAUGAUGAGAAGCAGAAGCAUACUGUUAUGCAGAGGACGAACAAGUUGGGCGGAUGGUUGGCUGGGUAGUCGGUUGUUUUGUGCAAGAUAUCCUUUGUUGUAUUCUGGUGUUAAUUGUCUUAGCGGCUUUUGUGACUUCUGUUCAUGUCCUUGCUAACUUGGCGUUUUUUUUUGUGAAGUCACCCAGCAUUGUUCGAUAGUGCAGGACAGUGUUGUGCUUGGGGAGUACUGGUCGAAACUGAUUGAGCGCGUAUCGAUUCUACAGAGAGCAUGGCAGCUUGAUCCAAUGAUCAGGGGGAGGCCAGACCUCAUCUUGAAAAUCUGUUUCAGAGUAUGAAAGGACGACUGGGUGCACAAUGUUUAUAAGCAGCGCUACAUAUACAGGACCUAAUUUGCAGUUUACAGAGCAUGAUCAAGC